Molecule: messenger RNA, 1524 nt
Organism: Sceloporus undulatus (fence lizard)
Lineage: Eukaryota; Metazoa; Chordata; Lepidosauria; Squamata; Phrynosomatidae
Gene: PRR7
Product: proline rich 7, synaptic
Exons: 2
Coding region: 452-1171 (239 amino acids)
Source: RefSeq, a predicted model, not a curated record
CUCUCCGUGAAAAGCCCAAGUUGGUCCCUGCAUCCAAUCGACCAUUUCUAUGGCAACGGCUGCAGAGCACAUGUUGGAGGCUGCGUGACUGGAAGGGGCUAGGCUGCUGCAGCACACAGAAUUGGGGCCCAAAAUUGCACUGCCCUUGACUGAGGUCAUGUUAGUGGUGGCCCCUGGAUGGUAGCCUGGGCUUAAGCCAGGACUUCUGCCAUAUUUUGGAAAGAGUGAGAGAGCAAGUCCAAGGAGAGCAGGGGGGAGGCUUACAGUCCCAUCAAAAUGGCUGGGUAACAAGGGAUGCAGAGAGAAAGUCGUCUACAGAAGUAAGCCUCUUCGUGCCUCUUUGUGGAAGCAAACAGAAAGAGAGCAAGUCUUCCCUCCAGUGCAACUCCCCACCCAGCUGAACUUAAGAAGAUCCUUUGGUUCAAACCUUCCGCCCCUUCCAGGAGCCAAGAUGGUGAUGUCCCACGGCACCUACACCUUCCUUACGUGCUUCGCUGGCUUCUGGCUUAUCUGGGGGCUCAUUGUGUUGCUGUGUUGCUUCUGCAGCUAUUUGCGGCGGCGCAUGAAACGGCGGCAGGAAGAGCGGCUGCGGGAGCAGCACCUGCGCACCCUGGAGAUGGAACCCCUGCACUAUGAGGGUUAUGGGGCCCCAGCCUAUGGGGGCUCUGGCUAUGGAGGUGGUUACAUCAGAAGCCCACCAGGCAUUGCUGUGCCCCACCGGCUCCGCAUUGAGCCUCAUCGUCCCCACAUCCCACCCCCACGGCCAUGGAGCUGCAGACAUGAGCCGGAUCCAUCCAAGCCCCCCUGCUACGAGGAAGCCGUGCUGAUGGCUGAGCCCCCACCACCUUACAGCGAAGUCCUGACAGACACACGUGGCUUGUACCGCAAGAUCAACACCCCCUUCCUGAGCCAUGAGCAGCCUGAGAAGCAGGAGCAGCCGCCUAGCUAUAAGCCCCUUUUCCUGGACCGGGGGUAUGGUUCAGCUCUCCAGCUGCCGAGCUCAGCCAGCCGGGGCCCCACCUGCACCAACCUCUACUUGGAGUCAGGCUCCUCGCAGUGCAUCUUCCCGAGCUGGACAGACUCAGAGCUCAGCACCAGAGACAGCUAUGAACCUGGGCCCUGGCAUCUGCCUGUCUCAAUGCCUCUCUUUGGCAGGACUACGGCAGUUUAGCGUGCCAUGCCACAACCUGUGUUGGGGGACUGUAGGUUGCUGCCCAGAUGUUGGGGUGCGGGCAGCCUGUUCCCAAGGCCCAUGAAAGCCACCAAGGCCCCUUAGUCCAAGCCUUCCAGCCAUGUCCGGGCCACAGGCCUUCACAGGGCAAAGAAUCCCCUUUAUUGCUACUUUGACCUCUUGGCCAGGGCAAGAGUGGGGCUGGUCUCCCCAUCUUGCCCGCUUCCUUUUUUCUGGGCCCACUACAGGCUCUGUUGGUGCUGACUGCAAGGGGGGGCCUCUGGCUUGGCCAAACUUUGUUUCCUAUUUUUUGUUUGUUACAUUUUGACAAUAAUAAAGUUUGUGGAACCUGA